GCAGGGAUCGGGCGGCGCGCGCGCGGAGUGCAAGCGGGAAGCCGUUGGCCGUUGGGCACUACCUGGGCUUCCCGUACUACCUGAAAAUCAAUCUAACCUGCCUCACUCAGGUACAGUAAAGAGAUCUCGUUGCAAUUGGAGAGUGCAGCCACCAGGGUCUUCAUGUGCCCCUGCUGCUCUUAAAAAUUGGUAUUGUUAGUAAUAACCGUGUAACGUUUGUGGUCUAAUUAAUUGUACAUGUUAUUCUUUACACUGGAAAGAUUUCUUAUUUUAUUGACAUGACACUUCCAGAUAACCAUGUGACUGGACUCUCACUAGUCUAACAUUUUAACGGUCACAACUGCGGCGGCUGUGAAUUUGGUAUGGCCGCAAAACACCAUGAAUCCGGAAAUGACUGAAAAAACAGCCCCACCUGGUGUUCUUUGGAGGUAUCUGUCUCAGGCCUGGUCUAUGCUGGAAGUGCUUUGCACCACAGUAUAGGAAUACAGGUCCAAAACACCAACAAGGCGCUCGUAGGGUGGAUGCAGUAAACCCACCACUGCUGGCAAGGGAAACAGGCUGUAGUGGGAAGGGCAUAGUUUUGUUGGCAGAGUUGUGUCUACAUUAGGGACUUCUGCUGGCCCAACUCUGUCAGUCAAGGAUCACCCCUCUUCCCACCCACAUGGCCUGGCCUCAGGUACUUACAUGGUGCCCAUCACUGUAGUAGCUGAGCAUAUCGUAAUUUUUAAUGUGUUGAUCCCCACAACACUCCUAUGAGGCAGGGAAGGGCUAUUUUCCCCAUUGUACAGAGCGGCUAAGGGACUUGUCCAAGAUCACAUAAGGAGUCUGUGGCAGAGCCAGGACUGGAACUCAUGUCUCCCAAGUCCUUGGUAUGUCCUUUGCCCUAACCAUGGGGCCCUCCUUCCUCCCCUCAUAUAAUGUGCUGCAUCCGUCAGCCUCAGGACACUUUACCAACAAGGGUAAGUGUCCCUAUCCUCAUCUCAUAUGUGGGGAAACUGAGGCACGGGGCAGCAACUUGCCCAGUGCCACACAGCAAGGCAGUGGCAGAGCAGGGAAUGGCUCCAGCAUUCCAGGCUAGCACCCCCCAAGAACUGCACUAGAGGGCUUCAAGCAGGGGUCGCGUGUGAUCCUCCAAGCCAACAAAAGCUGCGCUGGCUCAGUGCUCGGGGCGGGGAGUUCAGCCCCUCAGUACGGUAGCUCCUUUCUUUCCUCUCUUCCUUCCCUCCAGGAUGCGGUGAAAGUCAUUCGCAAGGCUCACCUGACUGGGCUGCGGCCCAUUGUGACUGUAAGGUUCGAAGCAUCCGUCAAUCCAGAGCAUCAGAAACCCGAGCAGCUGCAGAUUGAGAUGAAAGGCGCCCCUUACCGGCUCCAGGGGCCUUGUGCCAGUGAAGAGGUUUGCCAGAUGUGCUGGUACACGCCCAUGCCAAUGAUGAAGAGGAGUGUGAUGAUGGAGGUCCUGGUGGAGAGCAAUGGCCUGGGCCUUGAGGUGGACAGCAAGAGAUUUUUGAUGAAUAUUAACGGCUACAUGAAGAAAACUGAGACCGGUUUACAGUCUUCCCUAGGAGACAAGGUUACAACACUGGUGGAGGUAAUGUCACUGUACAGCCCGACUCGUCCCAUUUGGUCCACCUUCAAUCAAGCCCCUGUGCUGAUCCUCGGGGGAUUCCACGCUUACAAAAUCAUUCUGGUUUCAGACUCGGAGUUUGCGGAUUUCACUGCAGUGGAGGUGGCGAUCGACAGCUGCUGGAUCGGGUCCCUGAACUGCCCCCUGUACAUGUUCUCCUCCUCCAUUUACGAUGCCAUCGCUAUGGAAAGUGUGCUGUUCAUCCGUCAGAACCAGCUGGUCUAUUACUUCACUGGGAACUAUUCGGUCCUUUCUCCUCGUGUGCCGGGAUCCAGCCUCUGGACCCGUGUGCUGAACGACAUCUGCGUGUCACAGUUAAACCCUGUGCAUUUCCCCCACAAUGGCUCCGAGUAUGUGAUUGCUGUAGGAGGGGGAAUGCACGAAGGAGAAUUUUUCCUUGGCACCAUUCGCGAUGGAGUCGUUCAGUUUCCUGAAUCACACGCCAGGGGGAGGAAGACAGUGUGCGAAUAUUUGAAGAUUUCUUGCACGAUCCUCUGGGCCAUCUACAUCACCGAAGAGGAGAAGAUUGUGCUGCUGGUGGAAGAGACGAAAAAGAACGAGUCCAGUUACUACAUUGUGGCCUACGAUCAAGUCAAUGCAGCUUUCAGGAUGUUGUACCACUUACCUCGCUUCAUACCCAAAGACACUGAGAAAGGGUUUGUGAUGUUGUUGGGGCUGGAAGAAUACACGGAUUCCCUGCUGAUCCCAAGGGGGCUGUCCUAUAACCCAUUCAGCACAAUCUUCUACAUCUGGGGCAAUGUUGUAUUACAAAGCUACGACCUGGUUAAUUACAUUCUUCUCUCUGGCUUCCCACAAGAGUCCCCCAUCAGCUACUUCAUUCUGUCAUAUGUAGGGGAAGUCGUGUUUGUGACAGACUCGGAGGAGAUCUGGUUUUCUGUGGAAGGCAGCUCGGUCGUCAGUCGGCUUCACCCCUCCGAAGCCUGGGACAUGUACCUCAGCCUACAGCUAAUGAGAGAGUCAAAGGACUUUAGCUUGAACGAGUCAUUUGUGAGCCUCUUCUUUAACAAGGAGGGACUGCAGCAGCUGGUUUACAUAAUGGAUGGACAAGGGGAGGGAAAGCUGAUCAAGAGGAACUUCCCUCUCCAUUAUAUACUGUCGUACCAGCUCCUCAUCGUCAAUCAGUACCGUUCGGUGUAUUUCCACAAUGCUCAGAACAUCAGGUUCAUCCAUCCCUGCUCCUUUUCGGUCAUGCACCUCGUGGACCUCCCAGCCCCUCAGCGCUUCACCCGGAUGGAGCACUACUGCACCGAACCGCCGGAUGUCAUGGACAGCACAGGCUUCCACAACAACAUGUCUCUGGUUGUAUACCAGGGACUGAUCUUCCAGCUGCUCUGGCUGCAUGCAGACUAUAGCAGGCCUUAUGCUGACCCAGUCCAUGACCCAACUUGGCGCUGGUGGAAGAACAGAAAGAAAUACGCAGAGUACUUCUUUUACGUAGCAAGCAACGGCAACUCCUCCGGAGGUGUCUAUGUCAACAUGGAGAGCUACUUGAAGAUCUAUGACCUGCAGCCCAAUAACGAGCUGCCCAGCAAGAUUUACCUGGACAAGAAUAACGUCUAUUCUUUCUCGGUGUUCCUGAGCAUCAAGUUGACAAGAGAAAGCAGGCGGGAAAUGCUGGAAGAGAACUCCCUUGACUUUGUGUGGCUCACCAUCGUCUUAGCGCAUCCGAAGUUUGUGGUUUCAAACCUCCACCGGCACUAUCUGAUCGGCCGAGGCUCCAUACUGUAUACGGUGACCAUCAGUGACACCGGACAGUACGCGAAACAAGAGCUGAGUGGGACAAACCUUCUGAAGAGUUCAAUGGCUUUAAAGGUUAUAAAUGCAGGAACAAACUGUUACCAGUACACAGUGUCCGGCCCAAAACUCCAGGGCUAUGCCAUGGUACCAAUCUUAAUUGGCUGCCCCCCGGGCAAGAGGCUGGCCUUUGACAUCACCCGAACCCUGAGGUACACCACCAAACAGAACAAGCGGUACUUUGACUGCACCCACAAGAACCCAGAAUUACCGUGCUUCUCCUUUAGCGAUGUAUUUUACCCAUUCUUCUUAAUCCAAGACAUGGUGACAGGGGACUCGGGACCUUUCAUGGGCAGCUACGUGCUGAGGAUCAUUGGCGGAGGGCCAUACUCGGAGAGUAGGAUCCACAUCUACAGCCCGAGCGAAAUCCUCGACUAUAACACGAAAAAUGGCAGCACGCCGCAGAGUCUGAUCUGGAUGAGGGCUAAUCGCACAAAACCUCCCCUUACCAAUUCCGAAGGCUUCGAUAUCUUCUCCGGAACCGAUGGUGGGAUCAAAUGGGUCUGCGAGCAGAACUCCCCCUGUUACGAUGUGGUUCCCUUAGAGUUGACAGCUCCGGAUUACUUCUUUUUGGUGGAGGUGUCUAACAGGGCCGUGGACAACAGCACCUACUGUGACUACGACCUGGAGUUUGUGAUCCACAUUCAUGGCUUGCGGCUCAGCCCCUCCCGGGCAAUCACCUUUAUGAAGAUUUCCAUGGCCAUUCUCACCAGCAUUGUUGUCUUGUACAUCCUCCACCAAGUCCUGGGGCCCAUGAUUUGGGCCGGCUUCACCCGACUGAUCCAAAGGGUUGAAGAGGCCAUUGCUGUUUGGACAGCCACAGCCAGGGGAACUCCCAACACAUGCCCUCCUUGUAGACCAACAUCAGCAGCAACAGCCACAUGUCCCGGAGCAGCAUGGAAGAACUGGCCCCCCAGUGUCCUAUCAUCCCCGUCGCGAGUCCACGCCUGUAUCCAAACAUGCCUUUCCUCUCCGCAGUCUCAGCAGCCUGAGAGACCCUACACCUUCCUCCUCUGCUCUCUGCGUCUGGCCAGGACCAUUGUCACCAAGCUGGCAUUGCUGGGCGGCUUUUCCUGGCUAAAGCAGAGGGGAUCAGGGCUUUCCACAGCAGCCCUUGAGCAAACGAUAGUCAGUCAGAACUGUAAAGACCUGAACCCACGGGGCAUUGGUCUAAACGCCUCAGCUAGGCUCAGGCCAGUGGAGAAUGGCGGCUGGUAUUCCAUCAUCGGCCUUCCCCAGUUCAACUGAACAAGAGCUCCAUUUGACCGCCCAUUUCACUGCCCCCAGCCUUAUCCGGGAUGGUACCCAAGCUCCAGGCAGCGAGCAGCAGGUCUGAGCAGGAUCAGGAGCUAGCGAAACCUUUGGCUACAGGAAUUCCCAUGUUGAAAUCUCUCGCUUUGUUGAAUGAAUGAAAAUCUUCCCGUCUCCUUCCGGUUCCUUUUGUAUUUCCCACCCUUUAGCAGCAAGGUGAGGGGAGGCAGGUGGUUUCUGUGUGUUUAUGCAGGAGUGUUUGCUUAGCUGGUGCCUGCGCCGGGCUCCAUGGGACUCUUGUCUUAUUUCGGUUGUUCAAUAAACUCUCUCGUUGUCUAGGAGGUGA
Dermochelys coriacea (leatherback sea turtle) is the source of this 5036-nucleotide messenger RNA. It is a transcript of the gene CATSPERG, whose product is annotated as cation channel sperm associated auxiliary subunit gamma. Bases 1346 to 4687 code for a protein of 1113 amino acids. The transcript has 28 exons. NCBI's taxonomy places the organism in Eukaryota, Metazoa, Chordata, Testudines, Dermochelyidae. Gene Ontology annotation, cellular component: motile cilium; CatSper complex; sperm principal piece. The record is from RefSeq and is a predicted model, not a curated record.